Messenger RNA from Ipomoea triloba (trilobed morning glory), 2893 nucleotides. Its product is annotated as WD repeat-containing protein 26 homolog. The coding region runs from base 1004 to 2731 and encodes 575 amino acids. The record is from RefSeq and is a predicted model, not a curated record. Gene Ontology annotation, molecular function: protein binding. The transcript has 4 exons. NCBI's taxonomy places the organism in Eukaryota, Viridiplantae, Streptophyta, Magnoliopsida, Solanales, Convolvulaceae.
CUUUACUUCUUUUUUGUUAUUUUUAUUUUCACCUUUGUGUUCUACUGUUGUGGUCUUUAAAUUGGGUUAGUAGUUUUACUUGUGCCCAUCAUAUCUAUGGAUGUAUGUGCUUAAAUUUUAGGGUUCUAUGUGUGUUUAGUUGGGAGCUGUUUAAGGAAGAUUAUCUUCAAUCUGAUUGUCUCUCAAGUUUGUUAUUUUAUUGUUUAGUCUAGUUGGAACUAUACAACUCUAGAUAUAAUUUGCUAGAUUAUGGUGAGGUUUGGUUCCUUAGUUAACAUAAAUUAACUAGCUAACAGGUGUUGGAGGAUAGACUUAUUUAUUUUAUUCUCCCCAUUACUUGUUUCCUUCUAUUGCUAGUCAUUGCCAGUGCAUUAAGAUUAUCUUCCUUAUUGAUAAGUGCAUUCAGGUUUUCUUCCUUUAAUCUGUAUAAGCUCAUGUUGUUUUUCCUUUACCCGCAUUCAUUCAUUUUUUCUUCUUUCUAUUCAUUGCACAUAAAAUGCUGAAGUCCAGUGUAGGUAUUCCUUUUGUUUACACAGUCUGUUUAUAUGAUUGAUUAGAUUUCUUCUGGUCUCGGGUCACUAAGUAGUUUCCUUAGUUAAAUAGUCAGUGGCAUCCACUUGGAAUGAAUUUUGGCCUUAACGUAACAACAGAAGCAGUUACUGAUAGACUCAGUAAAGAACAGUAGCUUCUAAUAUGUGAAUGUGACACACACACCCACAUUCAUUUUUCAUUCUUUCAAAAACUGGAAGGCAGCAAUGCAAGAACAUGCUUUUAGUCCCUCCUAAAGAUAAGUGUAGCAAUUGGGGUGGGGGGGCUACUGAUUGGAUACCUCACAGUGUGUUUGCAGGGUCAAGAUUCCUUUUUUAUUUAUUUUUGCUCUUACUAUGAUAUUCUUCAUUCUGUUGUUUAAUGCAGACAGCUCUACUGAUUGUUGAAGUAUUUAGGAUUAGUAUUUGAAUUUGUUAUUUGCUUUUUAGUAUAUAUGGGCUAAGGUGUACAUUUCAUGGGAGGCGUAGAGGAUGAAGAACCACCCUCAAAACGUGUAAAAAUUCACUCUGGAAAGUUGGGAGAUCUUUCGAACGGAAUGUCUCUUAGAGAGCCUGCAAAUUGCUCUCUAGCGUUCCAAGGGGAGGACGAAGUUGUUGGUUCAAAAGGAGUUGUCAAGAAAGUUGAAUUUGUUCGAAUCAUAGCUGAGGCAUUAUAUUCUCUUGGUUAUAAGAAGACUGCAGAACAACUAGAGGAAGAAUCGGGGAUACGUUUGCAUUCUGCAGUUGUAAAUUUGUUUAUGCAGCAAAUCCUUGAUGGAAAGUGGGAUGAAAGUGUAGCUACUUUACAUCGAAUUGGUAUAGUGGAUGAAACCAUUAUAAAGUUGGUAUCUUUUUUGAUAUUUGAGCAGAAAUUUUUUGAGCAUUUGGAUGGAGAUGAUGUCAUGGGUGCUUUGAAAACUUUGAGGACAGAUAUAGCUCCUCUAUGCAUAAAGAGUGAUCGAGUCCGUGAGCUAUCCUCAUGUAUCACAUCUCCUCCUCCAAAGGCUCUUGUUGGGAUAUCAAGUCUGGGUACUGUGAGGGUGAAGUCUCGCUCAAAAUUGCUGGAAGAAUUGCAGAGAUUACUUCCGCCUACUGUUAUGAUACCUGAAAAGAGAUUGGUACAUCUUGUUGAACAGGCUCUUGACUUGCAGCUUGAUGGUUGUAGGUUUCACAACUCUUUUGUGGGUGAAAUGUCAUUACUCACUGAUCAUCAGUGUGGCAGAGAUCAAAUCCCUUCUCGAACUUUACAGAUCUUGCAGGAGCAUAAGGAUGAAGUCUGGUUCUUGCAGUUUUCUUAUGAUGGGAAAUACUUGGCCUCAUCAUCUGCAGAUUGUUCGGUUAUUAUAUGGGAGGUCAAACAAGAUGGUCAAGUCUGCUUGAAGCAUCGGCUUAAUGGUCACCAAAAACCUGUCAGUUAUGUUUCGUGGAGUCCUGAUAACAAUCAGAUUCUCACCCUUGGAAUGGAGGAAGUUGUUCGACGAUGGGAUGUGGCAUCUGGGGAAUGUGUUCAUGUUUACGAGAAAAGUGGUCUAGGUUUGAUCUCUUGUGGAUGGGCUUCCGAUUGCAACAGAAUAUUUACUGGUGUUAACGACAAAAGCAUAGUCAUGUGGGAUGUAAAUGGUAAGGAGUUGGAAUGUUGGAAAGGGCACACCGAUAAGAUAUCAGACAUUGGGAUCACUACUGAUGGGAAGCAGAUUGUUUCUCUUGGUAAAGAUAAUAUGAUAGUUGUAUUUGCAUUGGAGUCCAAAACCGAGAAAUAUAUUGUGGAGGAUAAAGACAUAACGUCAUUCGUAUUAUCAAGAGAUGAUAAGAGUGUUCUGGUUAGUCUGUUCAACCAAGAACUCCAUGUUUGGAAUAUAGACGGAAGUAUCAAGUGUAUAGCCAAAUAUAAGGGCCACAAGCGGUGCCGCUAUGUUGUGAGGUCAUGUUUCGGUGGACUAGAUCAAGCGUUCAUCGCUAGUGGAAGUGAAGACUCACAGGUUUACAUAUGGCAUAGAGGGUCGGGAGAGCUUGUUGGGAUGCUGCGGGGGCAUUCUGGGACAGUGAACUGCGUGAGCUGGAACCCUGUGAACCCUCACAUGCUGGCGUCUGCAAGUGAUGACCGUACAAUUCGCAUAUGGGGAUUGGAGCAGGUAAACAUGAAGAAACCUAAGCCUAACGGCGUCGUUAGUAAUGGCGUCCACUAUUGCAAUGGUGGAACCUGAAAGCAUAAUCUCAGCAUGUUUGUGUUUUACCAAAGGUUUCUUUGCCAAACCAUUGCUUUUAUGUAAAUUCUUUUACAUCCAUGUCAAGCUCACAUUUAUAUGGAACAAAAGAAUGUGAAAUCUGCAUUCCCUUCAGUAAUAAACCUGUACUUUUGAUUCUCA